Molecule: messenger RNA, 3510 nt
Organism: Tripterygium wilfordii
Lineage: Eukaryota; Viridiplantae; Streptophyta; Magnoliopsida; Celastrales; Celastraceae
Product: serine/threonine-protein kinase CTR1-like
Exons: 16
Coding region: 359-2959 (866 amino acids)
Biological process (GO): protein phosphorylation
Molecular function (GO): protein kinase activity; ATP binding
Source: RefSeq, a predicted model, not a curated record
CCUGCGUGCGGGUUAGAUUGGGCACUUCGGGUUGGGGAGGAAUUCUCAUCCCUAAGAAAGUGGUUCUCCACAAACUAUUAGCUAUUCUUCCCUCUCAAACACUCUCUUAAGUACGCUCCCAAACAUUCUCUCUAAAUACUCUGGCUGAGAUUGAAUGAAUAAAUCUAAUGGUUGAUAGAGCUCUGGUUGUGGUUGAAAAACCGUCCAUUCCUUUCUCUCUUCGACAAUUGAAUAAUUAUUGAGAGAAAACAAGUUGAAAUCCAAAAUUCUAUGGAAAGAUUUGCGAUACAGGCAAUUCACUUCUUCGACAAUGAUACUUAUUAGGGUUUUUUGAGGCAUCAGUUCUACUAAUUCUCCAAUGGAAAUGCCCGGUAGUAGAUCCAACUAUACUCUCCUCAGUCAAUAUCCUGACGACCAUUUUUCUGGCGCCGGAGGAGGAACGCCGGCUCCGUACUAUGAGUCGCUUUCCGGAGAGUCCAACAACAAUAAACCGAAGGUUGAGAGAGGAUUCAAUUGGGACUCCAGUGGCGAUCAUCGAGUGAAUCAGCAGGGGAAUCGGAACCUGUACUCAUCGAUCGGAUUGCAGAGGCAAUCAAGUGGAAGCAGCUUUGGGGAAAGCUCGCUUUCGGGGGAUUACUACGUCCCGACCACUCUUUCAACUUCAGCGACUAAUGAGAUCGAUGGGUACGGUUACUUGCAUGAAGAUGCGUUGAGGGUUGGUGCCGGAGGAGGACUAGGAGGGGAGUUGAGAGUAAAAGCCUUCCCAGAGGCGGUUGCGGGGACGGGAGUGUCAUCCUCGGGGAAGAGCUGGGCUCAGCAGACGGAGGAGAGUUACCAGAUACAGUUGGAGUUGGCGUUGAGGCUAUCUUCAGACGUCGCCUGCGCCGAUGAUCCUAAUUUUUUGGAUCCUGGGCCUGAUGAGUCCGCGGUGCGAUCCUUGUCUUUGAGGUCAGCCGAAGCUGUGUCUCAUCGGUUUUGGGUGAAUGGCUGCUUGUCAUACUUUGAUAAAAUUCCUGAUGGAUUUUACCUAAUACAUGGAAUGGAUCCAUAUGUGUGGACGGUUUGUAUUGACUUGCAAGAGAAUGGUCGUAUUCCAUCUCUUGAAUCACUAAAGUCUAUUGAUCCUAGAAUGGAUACUUCAAUUGAAGUGGUUUUGAUGGAUCACCAUACAGAUUCAAGCUUGAAGGAACUCCAAAAUAGGGUCCUUAGCAUUUCUUCUAACUGCAUAACCACCCAAGAGGUUGCUGAUCAACUGGCAAAACUUGUCUGCAAUCAUAUGGGGGGUUCAGUUACAACUGGAGAACAUGACUUCAUUUCCAUCUGGAGAGAGAACAUUGAUGAUUUAAAAGAUCGCCUACGAUCAAUUGUUCUUCCUUUAGGCAGCCUGUCUGUUGGACUCUGCAGGCAUCGAGCUUUACUAUUUAAAGUCCUUGCUGAUACAAUUGACUUACCAUGCCGAAUCGCUAAGGGCUGCAAAUAUUGCAAGCGGGCUGAUGCUUCCUCUUGUCUUGUUCGGUUUGGGCUUGACAGGGAGUAUCUAGUUGAUUUAAUUGGAAAGCCAGGUCACUUAUGGGAGCCUGAUUCCUUGCUCAAUGGUCCUUCUUCCAUCUCAAUUUCUUCACCAUUGCGCUUUCCAAGACUCCAAUCAGUUGAACCUACCAUUGAUUUCAGAUCACUGGCCAGAACAUAUUUCUCAGAUUGCCAGUCACUUAACCUUGUAUUUGAUGAAGCAUCAGCAUCAGCAGGUACUGCUCUAAAUAAAGAAGAUCCUGGAUUCUCUUUGUAUCCUAAGCAGUAUGAUAAGAUGGGAAGAGACAGAAAUAACGUUGUCCAAAUCCCAAGAAACGGCAAUGAAAUUUCUCAGCUAACUCCGCCGGUGAGAGUUGGUCUGCCAGGUGACCAAGUUGCAGAUUCCCGACUCUUGAACUUGAAGAACCUGAUUAAAGAUUUCCCUUUAAAGCCUAUCCAGCUUACUGCUCACUGUGAUGGUCAACCAAUUUUAACAUCAUCUGAUCAGAGAGUAGAUGCGACUAAAGAUUUAAAGUUUGCUGAAGGCAGUCAACUGGUUUCUAGUAGACCCAGCAAAGAACUUUCAUUUGAUGUGGAGGAUUUGGAUAUCCCAUGGAGUGAUCUUGUUUUGAAAGAGAGAAUUGGAGCAGGUUCUUUCGGAACUGUUCAUCGUGCCGAUUGGCAUGGCUCGGAAGUUGCUGUGAAAAUUCUAAUGGAACAAGACUUCCAUGCGGAACGGUUCAAGGAAUUCUUAAGGGAGGUUGCAAUUAUGAAACGCUUAAGGCAUCCAAAUAUUGUUCUCUUUAUGGGUGCCGUGACUCAGCCUCCAAAUUUAUCCAUUGUGACAGAAUAUUUAUCAAGAGGUAGCUUGUAUCGGCUCUUGCACAAAUCUGGUGCAAGAGAGGUGUUAGAUGAAAGACGGAGGUUGAGUAUGGCCUAUGAUGUGGCUAAAGGCCUGAAUUAUCUUCACAGACGCAAUCCCCCAAUUGUUCAUAGAGAUUUGAAAUCACCGAAUCUUUUGGUUGACAAAAAAUAUACAGUGAAGGUUUGCGAUUUUGGUCUUUCUCGCUUUAAGGCAAACACAUUUCUUUCAUCUAAGUCAGCGGCAGGGACUCCUGAAUGGAUGGCACCAGAAGUUCUCCGUGAUGAACCAUCCAAUGAAAAGUCAGAUGUAUACAGCUUUGGUGUGAUAUUGUGGGAGCUCGCAACGCUGCAACAACCCUGGGGUAAUUUAAAUCCUGCACAGGUCGUAGCAGCGGUUGGUUUCAAGGGAAAGAGGCCUGAGAUUCCACGCAAUUUGAACCCCCAAGUCUCUGCCAUUAUUGAGACCUGCUGGGCUAAUGAGCCAUGGAAACGUCCUUCCUUUGCCAGUAUCAUGGAAUCUUUAAGACCAUUAAUUAAACCUCCUACGCCUCAGCCAGGUCGUGCAGACAUGCCAUUGCUUACAUGAAGGGAUGGUACGACGUAGGGUUACUCUUUGUGCACAUUAUACGACAUUCUUUUGAGACUGGAUAUCUGGAAGUGAUCAAUAAUCAGACGAUGCUGUAGAUCUGGUGACGAGGAAGACGACGACACUAGUGUUAGAUGGUGAUGAGGAAGCCAUGGAGAAGCACUAGUGGAGGUUGGUGGUGGUCUUGAAGAUCUAUAAAGGUGAGACUUUUUAAAGCAAGGGAAGAGAGUCAAAUUUUCAAAAAAAUUGAUUUUGUUUAGGAUUAUCACUGAGAAUAGUGAAGACAUUUGAUUUUGUAGAGUAAGAUCUUGAUUUUGUGACAAAAAUUUGAUUUUGUGACAAAAAUUUGAUUUUGUUAGGGAAUCAGUUUGUAAAUUGGAGGUCAGAUAUUGUGUAAUUAUCAACCUAAACAAUGUAAUCAAGGCUAGAUGUUGUGUAAUUAUCAACCGAAACAAUGUAAUUAGGACCCGUGUAAAAUGAGACAGUAUAUCUUCACAGCUUGGUUUGUUUGGGUUGGUGGGUCGCUGCUGUUUUUUCUACGUUGGUUAUGG